AGUGAUAAGUGUGAUUGAGGAGAAAUAAGUUUUCAAUAAACAACGUACGUUUUAGUACAAGUAAAAUAAUGAAGAAAAAAAAAAAGAUGUGUUUUACUGUUUUCCAUUUGUUUAUCAUUUGAGAUGAGCAAAAAAAAAACGUCGAGCUAUGACGCUAUCACUGUUCUCGAUGUUUCUAGAACAUCACAAAGUGUUCAACACCUAGUGAUUGUUUUUUCAUUUUGAAUGUUUAUGUUUUCGGAACUGUCAGACUUUGGAUUGUUUUGUAAACAUAUGAGUCUCCAGAAGAAUGAGAAACAAAAAUCAUAUUUAAAUAUUUGUAAUAUCGAAAAGAAUUCUGCAUCAUUUUCAUAUUGUCCUAUAUUAUUCAACAACGAUAUAUACAUGUGUCUAUCUCUAUUUUUAUCAUACACAUCCAUACACACACACACACACACACACUGUCUUUCUUUGUAAUCGAUUUUGAAAGCUGGCAUUUCAAGUGCAUUUUGCUUGUCAAUGUUAUUGCAAAGACAGUGCCUCCUAUAUCAAAAAUUUGGAACCAGGAAGACAACAGCGCCAUAUUAUAUGUGUAAUAUAUAUACACACUAUUGGAAUUGUAUUGUACAUGUUCGACAUUAAUUGGUGUAUAUAUUUUUUUCUUUCAUUGUGAUGCAGUGAAAAGAGAGUUUUGUUUUAUUUAUUUUGAAACGAAAGAGAAACGAAAGAAAAACGGAUGCACCAUCAAUCUCAUUUUUUUCGUUCUUGCCGUUUUUCUUAAAUUUCAUUGUGGCAAUACAUUUGUGGCAUUUAUUCAUUGAGCUUGUUAAUGACUUUGACUAAAUAAUUAAUAAGUACGAUUAGCCUUGUUUUGUGCGUGUAUUUUUUUUUUGUUAAGAACAAAUUCAGUGACAAUCGAACGGAGGAAUAUUUUGAAAACGGUUUUAAAUCGAAAUUAUUUCAUGUGGAAUAAUCUUUAGACACUAGACACAAAAUGCAGACUAAUUUAGAUAUUUCGAAGGCGUUGCAACAAAUUGAAGCUAUCAAAAAAGCCGUCGAUGACUCGGACAUUCCGAAGUUGCAGGCCAGCACGGCUGAUAGCCUCAAAACAAUUUUGCAUAUUUUACAAGAUCCAAUAUUUCGUAGUAUCAUCCAAAUCGAAGAUUCAGCUGCCGAACUCAAUUCGCAAAUCAUGCAACAUCCAUCAAUGUUGCCAGAUGACUUCGAUAUCAGUUUGUCAGGUGAUUUAAUAAUCAAUGUUCCUCCGGUAAUGGAUAUGUAUGGUGGUGACUAUGUCGAUGAGCAACGUGUACCGUCGGCUCAACUAUCUCCACGCAGUCCAAACAGUCCAAGUAUUUCAAGUAAAUUAGAAUACAAUCAACAUUCGGAUGUGAGCCGUUUGGAUGAUGAACGCCCACAAUCGGCAGCUACCAAUGAUACGGCAAACUUUUCGACCGAUAUCAUGGCAUCGGAAUGUGUUCAAAUUCAAUCAAUCGAACUGGUCAAUGAUGGAACUGGUUUGGGAUUCGGAAUUAUCGGUGCUCGAACAUCCGGUACAAUAGUAAAAACGAUCAAACCGGGCGGUGUGGCUGAUCGUGAUGGUCGACUCAUCAGUGGUGAUCACAUUUUACAAAUUGGUGACGUUAAUUUGCAAGGCAUGAACUCGGAAGAAGUGGCCAAUGUACUUAGACGAUCGGGAACGCAUGUUCGUCUCGUUGUCGCACGACCAAUCGAUCCAAUCAAAGCGAAUAGUCAAGAUGUUGACUCCUCGGCUAUUGUUCCAGCAAGGCUUCUUUCGGAUCGAAAUAAACUCGAGCGGUACUUAUUGGAUGCUGGCUAUGCUGAUAUCCUCGGAUUUUCAACACCCCAAUCAACGCCGACGCCCACAGCAAAUGACAAGUUCUUGUUCAACGAAAGCGCUGAGGAUCCAAUGGUGAACCGCUCGAAGAUGUCAUUACCCACCGAAUUGGAUAUGCCCGAAACGGAACGAUUUGUUGUCGAGCUUAAGAAAGACGCAAAUGGUUUGGGUAUCACGAUUGCUGGUUACGUUUGUGAAAAAGAAGAACUCUCUGGCAUUUUUGUGAAAAGUGUUUCGGCCGGAAGUGCAGCCGAUUUGAGUGGAAAGAUUGCCGUUAAUGAUCGCAUUAUCGAAGUUGACAAUCAAUCGCUGCAAGGGUUUACAAAUCAUCAGGCGGUCGAAGUUUUGAAAAAGAGCGGAACGUUGGUUUCUUUGCGUUUGGAGAGAUAUUUACGUGGACCAAAAUAUGAACAAUUGCAACAAGCCAUUGCAGCCAAUGAACUAAAGCCACAGACACCAAGCGGAAGUGGCACAAUAUUCCCAACACCUGGCCGAUCACAGAGCUCAUCCACACAAAGCAUUGGAGCUGCUGAAUUAACCAGGCGACCAUCGGUAACAUCGACACAUUCCAAGCAAAAUGGCAGCUAUACGGUAUCGGCUGCGUCCACUUUUAAGUUAACCGAUACCCCAUCGAAAGAAUCGAUCGACCCGUUGGCAAAUUUAAAUACACGCAAGUUGACCACAACUCGUGAUCCGAUUGAGACCGCAAAAGGUGGUGCAGGCAAUGUUGAACCUGAGUCCGCUUUGAGUGAAAAAACACCGGAUACUGAACCACAUCAAAGCAUAGAUGCAACAUCUACCACUCCAGAUAAACCAAAAUACUGGGUUGAACCGGUAUUAGCAAAAGACGUAGAAAAUACAAUCAUAAAUAAAUGGCAAUCGGUGUUAGGCGAUGCAACAAACAUUAUUGUAGCUCAAAUUAGAAAAUUCACUGCAUCGAGUGGCUUGGGCAUUUCAUUAGAAGGAACCGUUGAUGUGGAAGGUGGCCGCGAAGUAAGACCACAUCAUUAUAUUCGAUCGAUUUUGCCAGAGGGACCAGUCGGCCAAAAUGGGUUACUUCGUUCAGGCGACGAACUUCUUGAGGUGAAUGGACAACGACUACUUGGCAUGAAUCAUUUGGAAGUGGUUGCAAUACUUAAAGAGCUACCACAAGAUGUUCGUAUGGUUUGCGCUCGCGUCGAAGAGGAAGAAGAACCACUAACCGAAGAAAAUAUUCGCAAAAAGCUUGACUUGGAACUCAGCGGAACACCAAAUAUUGGAGAAGUGAUGCCUUCAUCUGAUCGUCUUGUGAAAGCCAAAUCCGAUGGUAGCUUAGCUACAAGCGGCGGUGGAACCGAUGAUUCCUUCUCUAAACUGAAAUCAAGAUCACUUGAGCCGCUAACUGGAUUAGCGAUGUGGAGUUCAGAGCCGCAAAUUAUCGAAUUGAUCAAAGGCGAACGUGGUCUUGGAUUUUCCAUCUUAGACUAUCAAGAUCCACUCGAUGCCAACGACACUUUGAUAGUGAUUCGAUCGCUUGUGCCGGGCGGUGUAGCACAGUUAGAUGGUCGUUUGAUACCUGGAGAUCGUUUGCUUUUUGUCAACGAUAUUAACUUGGAAAAUUCAUCAUUGGAUCAGGCUGUGCAGGCGCUGAAAGGAGCACCAAAAGGUGUUGUACGCAUUGGUGUUGCAAAACCAUUGCCAAUGGCUGACGCAUCGCUUCUGCCAAACCAAGCAACGGAACAUAGCAAUUCAGUAGAUAUGAAAGUCGCUUCGGCAGGACGAAUGAAAUAAUAUUUAGUUAUACCUAAGACUGAUUUUGAGGCAUUUAUUGAACUAUACAAGAAUCUAGAACGUAUACUUCGUUUCAUUGAAAUCGUUUCGUCAAAAUGAAAAUUCAAAAUAAUAGAACAUUCGACGGUUUCGAUUAUGCAUAUUUUUCCUCUUCCAAGUGCUAAUUACCAGUAAAUAAUAAUUUGUACUCGAAUGUAUUAUCAUUUCUGAUGUUUUGUUGAAAUUUCUGCAAACUAACACUUCAAAUAGUGAAUGUAUCGCUUCACUAUCGUUAUUCACUUUUCAAUUUUCGAUGAACCGAUUCUAUACUAAUCUUGAGCCUCAAAAUCAAGUUGAAGGGUAAAAAUAAUGGCGUUCGAUAGGUUUGGAUUAGACAAAUGGUGGAAAAGAGCACCAUUAUUUAUGAUUUUAAAUUAGUCAGUGUUUCCGUUUGAAUUGACACAAUCCAAAAAUUGUAAUGGUUGUGACAGCUCCAGCGAUUCCCUGGUUAUACAUAUUAGAAGAAAAAGAAUGUUUAAGCACGUUAAAUUAGAUCAAAACAAACCGACAUUCCGACUAUUGUGAGUUCGUUACGUUAAUUCAAUUAACAAAAGAGAAACAAGAUGAAUCGAAACAUUUGAUCAAUUCUUGCAAACCGAGUUCAUUCUAGGAGCAAAGCACAAAAAGCCAAUGUGUAUAUUUUUCGUAAAUUUAGAAUGAGCUUAAAUAAAUGGGCUAUAAUAAAUUUAAAAUGGCAAAUAUACAGCAUUGCAAUUUGUUCUCGGCCCUUAGGAUGAUCUCUAGAUUCAAGAAAUUGAGAAACGUUGACGACCCCAUUUGCUAUUAAUGAGAAAUAAAAUGGAAACAAAUAUAGGAAAAUAUUAUUUUGAAACGAUUAAACUUGCUGUAUACAUCGUAUGCGAGGAGCCGGUAUAGUUUUAUUUAUCGUAAAUGAUUCAUUAUUCGUAUGCGAUAAGUUCUUAAAUGUUCAGUUAAUUGUGUAUCUUUCGGUUUCCGUUCCAAAAUCACCAAUACAAGUUUGCAUUUCACUUGGAA
Molecule: messenger RNA, 4642 nt
Organism: Sitodiplosis mosellana (orange wheat blossom midge)
Lineage: Eukaryota; Metazoa; Arthropoda; Insecta; Diptera; Cecidomyiidae
Gene: Patj
Product: patj homolog
Exons: 6
Coding region: 974-3607 (877 amino acids)
Molecular function (GO): protein binding
Source: RefSeq, a predicted model, not a curated record